AUGGGGCGUCGGCCGGCGAGAUGUUAUCGCUAUAUUAAGAAUAAGCCAUACCCGAAAUCGCGAUUUUGCCGUGGUGUACCGGAUCCGAAGAUUCGCAUCUUUGAUUUGGGCAAGAAGAAGGCAACGGUGGACGAGUUUCCGCUCUGUGUUCAUUUGAUGUCAAACGAAAGAGAGCAUCUUUCCUCCGAGGCACUUGAGGCAGCACGUAUUUGCGCCAAUAAAUAUAUGGUGAAGAAUUGUGGAAAAGAUGGUUUUCAUAUGCGCGUACGAAAACACCCGUACCAUGUGGUACGCAUCAAUAAGAUGUUAUCGUGUGCCGGUGCGGAUCGCUUACAAACUGGAAUGCGCGGUGCUUUUGGUAAACCGCAAGGUCUUGUUGCACGAGUGGACAUCGGCGAUAUCCUGAUUUCAGUUCGAGUCCGAGAACAGCAUGAAGAGCAUGCGGUGGAAGCUUUUCGAAGAGCAAAAUUCAAGUUUCCGGGACGUCAGCUUGUUGUUGUGUCCAGAAAAUGGGGUUUCACCAGGUGGGACAAAGAGGAAUACGAGCAGAUGCGUGGUGAGGGACGUCUGGAACCGGAUGGUGCAACAUGCAAACUUGUCCGUGCACAUGGCCCGCUUUCGAAAUGGAUCACUAAUCCAAUUUAA
Gongylonema pulchrum is the source of this 645-nucleotide messenger RNA. The record is from the annotation of a GenBank genome assembly. Lineage: Eukaryota; Metazoa; Nematoda; Chromadorea; Rhabditida; Gongylonematidae.